Messenger RNA from Phytomonas sp. EM1, 1588 nucleotides. NCBI's taxonomy places the organism in Eukaryota, Euglenozoa, Kinetoplastea, Trypanosomatida, Trypanosomatidae. The record is from the annotation of a GenBank genome assembly.
UAAUUGAUAAAAUACAUAUACGCUCACUGUAUCUUUUUUCUGAUCUGCCUGCCUUUUUACUCAUGUACGAAGAAGAAGCGAAGAGGCGGAGGAAUGUAGAGCUCCAAAAUCAAGCGGCGCUUGCUAUUCAGAGGCAAUGGCGCCAGUACCUCCAGGAACGUGAGGAUGACCACGAGCGCAUGAAGUCCAUUGUACUGCAGAUGAAGCCGACUUCUCCCGAACUGGAAUCCGCAUCGACAGGUUCAGCUGCGGUGUCCGCUGCGGGAACGUACUCGCAAUCCACACAGGCAGCGCUCCUGCAAGAGUACGACGAUCUGCUUUCCCAACGGACAGCUAUCUUAGAGCGCAACCUCGUUUGCCAGCAUCGGAUCGCUUGUCACUUUGCGGAACAACGCACACGAAAAGGUGAGGACAACACCAACAACCAACUCACACCACCGGAGGCAGAGCGACAGUACUGGGCGCUAGUUCGGAAGCUACAUGAGGAGAAAACUCGUCUGCUUCGCAAGCGACAAGCCGCGGAGGAGGCACUAGUUCAUCUGCGAGAGCGGUACCAGGGCGCAAUAGAUGGCGUCCUCGCACAGGAAGCAGAAUUUAGGGAGUUCAUCAAAGAGAUCUCGCAGUGUGCCUCUUUCACACACUCGAAUCAUCGCAUACCCGCAGAAGAUGUCAAUUCUUUUCUAGAAAUUGAUGAGAAGCAACGAGGCAACAUCCGAAAGGCGAGAAUUCGCUACCUUCAACUCAAGAACGAGGCAAAAAGGCUUCGGCACCUCGCUUCCCAGGGAACUGGUGGUGGGUCAAGCGAUGGCAUGUAUCUUAUCGACUUAGAGCAGCUUAAAAUCGAGAACGCUAACUUGAACGAGAAGAUAGAGGAGCGAAACGACGACAUCGCCAAGCUGCGUCGGAAGGUUACAACUACAGUGCACGUCUUGACACAUAUGCGGGAAAAAUUGGAGUUCAAACGGGAAGAAAACGCCGAGCUCCGUUUUCAAGUAGCUGCCGUUGAGGAAGAGUUAAGUGGGGUGAGGGACCAGUUGGCUCAAUCAAAGAAGCGUCGCGAUGAGUUCCUCAAUAGCAACUUACGCAUGCGAGAGAAGAUACCCCUAGUAGGCUCCGAAAAUCUUCUUAUCGAUUAUGAACAGCGGAAAGCCCGUAUUAAUGAAAGUCGAAUCCGUGUUGUGGACUUGACGAAUACUCAUGUGGAGCUGGUGAAGCAAAUCAAGAAGUACACUUCAGAGGUGGAGCAGCUGUUACGUGAGUUGAGUCAUUACCCGACGACGAGCGCAACGGCCCAUUAAGGUGAACCCAGCUACUGCUGUUGAUUGUGAUGUUUGUGACGACAAAUACGUCGAGCAUGAAAUGGGCUGGCGGAUAGAUUUAUUAGUGAAAUCUACUGUAUUUGUUCUGAAUUACUGCUUGAUGAUUGCACAAGAAUUGGAUCUAUUCCUAUUUUGAGAUUUGUAGUAUUUACGCGCUUCCCAUGAAUGUGUCUUUUAUUUUCAUUCCCUACGAUGUAUAGUUUCCCAUUUAGCUCUUUGGUGCUCUUUAGGGUGCUGACAACACAAUGGUACUUAUUUAUUGCUGUCCA